Molecule: messenger RNA, 2503 nt
Organism: Panicum virgatum (switchgrass)
Lineage: Eukaryota; Viridiplantae; Streptophyta; Magnoliopsida; Poales; Poaceae
Exons: 4
Coding region: 780-1463 (227 amino acids)
Source: RefSeq, a predicted model, not a curated record
UAAGUUUAACCCGUAUUGGUUUUUAUUUGCAGGACGUAGCCCGUUUGGUCGCGCCAACCCGUAUGGCGUGACAGAUAGCCUCUGUGGCGCCAGUGCAUGUGGCGCGACAGUGUGGCCACGCUGGCGGCCCGAGCCAGCGCUGCGCCGCGACGUUGAUGACGUGGUCCUCCCUAUCGCGCCACAUGCACUGGCGCGACAAGGCCAAUGUCCUGGGUCGCCGGCCCCUUCUCCCCCACCCUCCCUUUCCCUCCCUCGCUCCACCCCGACCACAGCGCGUCUAGGGUCGCCGCCGGCCGCCGCCACCCCCCAGAUCCCCCCCCAAAUCGGAUUUUUUAGGGGAAAAAGUACGGGGAAUCGUUCCCCACCUUUCCCCAAAGGUAUUGCCCCUAAUAUCUCAUCGUUUAACCGUGUGCAUUAGUAGUUAUUGGUGGUUUUUUUAUUAGGGUUAGGUUCUUAUAUGAGAAAUGGUGGUGUUGUUGAUAGUUUUCUCAUGAUUAGGAUUUUAGAUGAUACUUAGAUGGUACUCUGCUCUCAAUUUGGACGUGAGGCAGUACGUGCAUGCAUCGAUUAAUAUGAUUUCUAGGAUUGAGUGGUGGGGAUGUUAAUAUGAGUUACAUGUAAUUUUAUUCCAUAGUUUUAGGAAUGUAUAUAUUAUAUUUUGAGCGCUGGUAUAUCGUGCUUAAUUAGUAUAUACUUUGUUUCCAUAAUUAUUUUGUUUUUGUUUCCAUAAGUAUUUUUUUAUUUCACAUGGCAAUUGAAUUUAUGUAUCUACAUUGCACAUGGCAAUGAGCGAUGCCCGGUACAAGCUGCUUGGUGGUGGACAGUACCCAUCUGAGUGUGAUGAGGAUGCCCCAGUCCCUCCUGCCCUUCCAGUUCCAUUCUGUCGUUGUGAACCGGGCAAUCAGCUGGCAGAGUGGAUCGAUGGUCCGGAUAAGUUCGAUCCUAGAAUUCGGCUGUUCCCUUAUUAUCGGUCAGAGUCGUGGGCGUACAAUGAGUUUAGACGAUGGGUUCCUCCCCCACCAAAUCCACCACCUAUGACAGAGGAAGAGAAGCAAGAAACUGCUAUAUAUCGUGUGAACAAUCCUCCCAAAUGUCAUUGCCGUGUUCGUGCCAAACUUCAAAGGCCUAAUAUUGGUGUCCCUCCAAAGUUCACUCCCUUUUUUAGAUGCUCGCUAAAGACUAUAGAUGGAUGGCCGGUAUGUGACUUCAAUGAGUAUAUUUAUGGUCCUAGAUCUCAUUGGCCGACAGAAGAGGAGGUGCGAGAAUUUGAGAGUGGGAAGAAGCCAUGGCCAUGUACAACUACUCCUAGUCUUCGAUGCAAGUGUGAUAUUCUGGCCACAAAAGGCGUAAUUCCUUCUGAGCUUGGCUACGGAUAUUACUGUGGCAAUAGCUACGGAGAGUAUUGGGAGGGAAGGAUAUGUGAUUGGGAGUGGUUCGAAGGCCGGUAUGAGCUAAUGUUGUAAUUGGGCAGAACAAAAGAGCCUUGGAAAUCUCGAGACACUUUAAAUAGAAAACUAAAGAUAAGAAAGGAUUACCAAGUUACUUUGCCCCUUGAGUCAUUUCUGUCAGGGCCUGUACUCCAAUACCUACGGCGUGAGUAUGGAAAGAAGGCAGCAGAAAAGGUGACUCUUGAGGAUUGCAUUGUUUAUUGGAGGAGGAACCGAAGCAAGUACCCACGGCCCCUCACAGAUAGGGAGCUUUUGGCAAAUUAUGAGAAGAAGGAGAAUGAAGAGGAGAUGGAGAGGUAGAGGUUAAGGGAGGAAAGAGUAAAGAAAGGUUUUACUGUUGAUCCGGAAGCUAAAUACCCAAAGGGUUCAUGGGUAGAAUAUUUUCAGAAAUUGGAGGCUAACAAGAGGAUGGAAGAAAUGGAAAAGAUGGAGGAUUUAGCUCAGGAGGCUCAGAUUGAGGCAAUACAGGCCCUAGUUGCCGAUCUGCCACACAAGGUGCCCAACGUUGAGAAGGAUGUGUCAUCCGCGAGCACAGAGGUUUUGGGUGUUAGAGCUACUCAAAUGGAGGCAAUGAAGGAACUUGUAGGAGACUUAUCUGCCCAGGAUCACCCGUCUGACAGGAAAGGAAAAGCAGUGGACACACAUGUAGUCGAUAACUAAGGGAAUAGUGUAGGACAAAGGGAAGAGUGCUUCUGAGCAUGACCACGUUCCUGAUGAUGGAGAUGAUGACGAGUGGUGGUCAAUGAAUGCAGAUGAAGUAGAAGUCAUAGUGUCCCAAAUUGAGGUAAGAAAGGGGAAAGCUGUAGUCCAAGAUGAUGGAGAUGAUGAUGAUGGUGGUUGGGGAGAGCUUUUGAUUGAGGGCGACUCUGAUUAGCUUGUUUUAUUUAUAAUUGUAUGGACUCUAUAUAUGAUUGGACUAUGUGUGUGACGGACUUUUUUAUUGCUGGACUAUUUAUGUGUUUUACCUAUUCAUGUGGUUGUCGUAUGUGUAUGAGACUUUAUUUGUAGUUUCGAAUAUUGUAUGGUUAUGAAAUUAGGAAUUUAUUUAGUUUGUA